AUGGCAACCGGAGCCACGUCAGCAGUGCUGACGGUGCAGCAGCUGAGUGCACGUGCCGCUCGCAUCAUGCGCUCAACGCCGUGGGGACGACUCAUGCGACCCGACGUGCGGUUACCACACGUCCAAGCCUUCACGGGCUUCCUGGAAGCUUCUCACCGCAGCCUGCUACAGUCGAUUGGGAUCCCAUCCUCAGCCAUCUUCCACAGCUACACCUAUCUGAUGAACAGCUUUGCAGCGCAGCUCACCACUGCGGAGGCAAGGCGGCUCAAGAGGCACCCAGCAGUGGCAGAGGUGGAGAGAGACCGCACAGUGCGAGUGACCUCGGUGCACUCCCCUGAGUUCCUCAAGCUCGACUCGAGCCUGUGGCCGGCGAAUGGUGGGCAGAGCAACGCGGGAGAGGGAGUGAUCAUUGGAGUGAUUGAUUCAGGAAUUUGGCCCGAGCACCCCUCCUUCUCUGACCCGGUGAGUUCUCCGAGUGACUUGCGUUGGAGAGGCGUGUGCAGUGAAACAGACGACUCUUCAUCUUUUCCCCUCUACUUCUUCCUGCAGGACCCGAACGGAGUGCCUUACUCCGCUGCCCCGGUGCGCUGGAGAGGCGUGUGCACCAAAACAGACGACUUCACAGCGUGCAACGGCAAGGUUGUUGGAUUGGGAGUUGGAUACGUGAGUUGGACAUUUGAGUUGGGAGUUGGAUACGUGAGUUGGACAUUUGAGUUGGGAGUUGGAUACGUGAGUUGGACAUUUGAGUUGGGAGUUGGAUACGUGAGUUGGACAUUUGAGUUGGGAGUUGGAUACGUGAGUUGGACAUUUGAGUUGGGAGUUGGAUACGUGAGUUGGACAUUUGAGUUGGGAGUUGGAUACGUGAGUUGGACAUUUGAGUUGGGAGUUGGAUACGUGAGUUGGACAUUUGAGUUGGGAGUUGGAUACGUGAGUUGGACAUUUGAGUUGGGAGUUGGAUACGUGAGUUGGACAUUUGAGUUGGGAGUUGGAUACGUGAGUUGGACAUUUGAGUUGGGAGUUGGAUACGUGAGUUGGACAUUUGAGUUGGGAGUUGGAUACGUGAGUUGGACAUUUGAGUUGGGAGUUGGAUACGUGAGUUGGACAUUUGAGUUGGGAGUUGGAUACGUGAGUUGGACAUUUGAGUUGGGAGUUGGAUACGUGAGUUGGACAUUUGAGUUGGGAGUUGGAUACGUGAGUUGGACAUUUGAGUUGGGAGUUGGAUACGUGAGUUGGACAUUUGAGUUGGGAGUUGGAUACGUGAGUUGGACAUUUGAGUUGGGAGUUGGAUACGUGAGUUGGACAUUUGAGUUGGGAGUUGGAUACGUGAGUUGGACAUUUGAGUUGGGAGUUGGAUACGUGAGUUGGACAUUUGAGUUGGGAGUUGGAUACGUGAGUUGGACAUUUGAGUUGGGAGUUGGAUACGUGAGUUGGACAUUUGAGUUGGGAGUUGGAUACGUGAGUUGGACAUUUGAGUUGGGAGUUGGAUACGUGAGUUGGACAUUUGAGUUGGGAGUUGGAUACGUGAGUUGGACAUUUGAGUUGGGAGUUGGAUACGUGAGUUGGACAUUUGAGUUGGGAGUUGGAUACGUGAGUUGGACAUUUGAGUUGGGAGUUGGAUACGUGAGUUGGACAUUUGAGUUGGGAGUUGGAUACGUGAGUUGGACAUUUGAGUUGGGAGUUGGAUACGUGAGUUGGACAUUUGAGUUGGGAGUUGGAUACGUGAGUUGGACAUUUGAGUUGGGAGUUGGAUACGUGAGUUGGACAUUUGAGUUGGGAGUUGGAUACGUGAGUUGGACAUUUGAGUUGGGAGUUGGAUACGUGAGUUGGACAUUUGAGUUGGGAGUUGGAUACGUGAGUUGGACAUUUGAGUUGGGAGUUGGAUACGUGAGUUGGACAUUUGAGUUGGGAGUUGGAUACGUGAGUUGGACAUUUGAGUUGGGAGUUGGAUACGUGAGUUGGACAUUUGAGUUGGGAGUUGGAUACGUGAGUUGGACAUUUGAGUUGGGAGUUGGAUACGUGAGUUGGACAUUUGAGUUGGGAGUUGGAUACGUGAGUUGGACAUUUGAGUUGGGAGUUGGAUACGUGAGUUGGACAUUUGAGUUGGGAGUUGGAUACGUGAGUUGGACAUUUGAGUUGGGAGUUGGAUACGUGAGUUGGACAUUUGAGUUGGGAGUUGGAUACGUGAGUUGGACAUUUGAGUUGGGAGUUGGAUACGUGAGUUGGACAUUUGAGUUGGGAGUUGGAUACGUGAGUUGGACAUUUGAGUUGGGAGUUGGAUACGUGAGUUGGACAUUUGAGUUGGGAGUUGGAUACGUGAGUUGGACAUUUGAGUUGGGAGUUGGAUACGUGAGUUGGACAUUUGAGUUGGGAGUUGGAUACGUGAGUUGGACAUUUGAGUUGGGAGUUGGAUACGUGAGUUGGACAUUUGAGUUGGGAGUUGGAUACGUGAGUUGGACAUUUGAGUUGGGAGUUGGAUACGUGAGUUGGACAUUUGAGUUGGGAGUUGGAUACGUGAGUUGGACAUUUGAGUUGGGAGUUGGAUACGUGAGUUGGACAUUUGAGUUGGGAGUUGGAUACGUGAGUUGGACAUUUGAGUUGGGAGUUGGAUACGUGAGUUGGACAUUUGAGUUGGGAGUUGGAUACGUGAGUUGGACAUUUGAGUUGGGAGUUGGAUACGUGAGUUGGACAUUUGAGUUGGGAGUUGGAUACGUGAGUUGGACAUUUGAGUUGGGAGUUGGAUACGUGAGUUGGACAUUUGAGUUGGGAGUUGGAUACGUGAGUUGGACAUUUGAGUUGGGAGUUGGAUACGUGAGUUGGACAUUUGAGUUGGGAGUUGGAUACGUGAGUUGGACAUUUGAGUUGGGAGUUGGAUACGUGAGUUGGACAUUUGAGUUGGGAGUUGGAUACGUGAGUUGGACAUUUGAGUUGGGAGUUGGAUACGUGAGUUGGACAUUUGAGUUGGGAGUUGGAUACGUGAGUUGGACAUUUGAGUUGGGAGUUGGAUACGUGAGUUGGACAUUUGAGAUCGGAGUUGGAUACGUGAGUUGGACAUUUGAGUUGGGAGUUGGAUACGUGAGUUGGACAUUUGAGUUGGGAGUUGGAUACGUGAGUUGGACAUUUGAGUUCGGAGUUGGAUACGUGAGUUGGACAUUUGAGUUGGGAGUUGGAUACGUGAGUUGGACAUUUGAGUUGGGAGUUGGAUACGUGAGUUGGACAUUUGAGUUGGGAGUUGGAUACGUGAGUUGGACAUUUGAGUUGGGAGUUGGAUACGUGAGUUGGACAUUUGAGUUGGGAGUUGGAUACGUGAGUUGGACAUUUGAGUUCGGAGUUGGAUAUUUGGGAUUUGGAUACGUGAGUUGGACAUUUGAGUUCGGAGUUGGAUACGUGAGUUGGACAUUUGAGUUGGGAGUUGGAUACGUGAGUUGGACAUUUGAGUUGGGAGUUGGAUACGUGAGUUGGACAUUUGAGUUGGGAGUUGGAUACGUGAGUUGGACAUUUGAGUUGGGAGUUGGAUACGUGAGUUGGACAUUUGAGUUGGGAGUUGGAUACGUGAGUUGGACAUUUGAGUUGGGAGUUGGAUACGUGAGUUGGACAUUUGAGUUGGGAGUUGGAUACGUGAGUUGGACAUUUGAGUUGGGAGUUGGAUACGUGAGUUGGACAUUUGAGUUGGGAGUUGGAUACGUGAGUUGGACAUUUGAGUUGGGAGUUGGAUACGUGAGUUGGACAUUUGAGUUGGGAGUUGGAUACGUGAGUUGGACAUUUGAGUUGGGAGUUGGAUACGUGAGUUGGACAUUUGAGUUGGGAGUUGGAUACGUGAGUUGGACAUUUGAGUUGGGAGUUGGAUACGUGAGUUGGACAUUUGAGUUGGGAGUUGGAUACGUGAGUUGGACAUUUGAGUUGGGAGUUGGAUACGUGAGUUGGACAUUUGAGUUGGGAGUUGGAUACGUGAGUUGGACAUUUGAGUUGGGAGUUGGAUACGUGAGUUGGACAUUUGAGUUGGGAGUUGGAUACGUGAGUUGGACAUUUGAGUUGGGAGUUGGAUACGUGAGUUGGACAUUUGAGUUGGGAGUUGGAUACGUGAGUUGGACAUUUGAGUUGGGAGUUGGAUACGUGAGUUGGACAUUUGAGUUGGGAGUUGGAUACGUGAGUUGGACAUUUGAGUUGGGAGUUGGAUACGUGAGUUGGACAUUUGAGUUGGGAGUUGGAUACGUGAGUUGGACAUUUGAGUUGGGAGUUGGAUACGUGAGUUGGACAUUUGAGUUGGGAGUUGGAUACGUGAGUUGGACAUUUGAGUUGGGAGUUGGAUACGUGAGUUGGACAUUUGAGUUGGGAGUUGGAUACGUGAGUUGGACAUUUGAGUUGGGAGUUGGAUACGUGAGUUGGACAUUUGAGUUGGGAGUUGGAUACGUGAGUUGGACAUUUGAGUUGGGAGUUGGAUACGUGAGUUGGACAUUUGAGUUGGGAGUUGGAUACGUGAGUUGGACAUUUGAGUUGGGAGUUGGAUACGUGAGUUGGACAUUUGAGUUGGGAGUUGGAUACGUGAGUUGGACAUUUGAGUUGGGAGUUGGAUACGUGAGUUGGACAUUUGAGUUGGGAGUUGGAUACGUGAGUUGGACAUUUGAGUUGGGAGUAGGAUACGUGAGUUGGACAUUUGAGUUGGGAGUUGGAUACGUGAGUUGGACAUUUGAGUUGGGAGUUGGAUACGUGAGUUGGACAUUUGAGUUGGGAGUUGGAUACGUGAGUUGGACAUUUGAGUUGGGAGUUGGAUACGUGAGUUGGACAUUUGAGUUGGGAGUUGGAUACGUGAGUUGGACAUUUGAGUUGGGAGUUGGAUACGUGAGUUGGACAUUUGAGUUGGGAGUUGGAUACGUGAGUUGGACAUUUGAGUUGGGAGUUGGAUACGUGAGUUGGACAUUUGAGUUGGGAGUUGGAUACGUGAGUUGGACAUUUGAGUUGGGAGUUGGAUACGUGAGUUGGACAUUUGAGUUGGGAGUUGGAUACGUGAGUUGGACAUUUGAGUUGGGAGUUGGAUACGUGAGUUGGACAUUUGAGUUGGGAGUUGGAUACGUGAGUUGGACAUUUGAGUUGGGAGUUGGAUACGUGAGUUGGACAUUUGAGUUGGGAGUUGGAUACGUGAGUUGGACAUUUGAGUUGGGAGUUGGAUACGUGAGUUGGACAUUUGAGUUGGGAGUUGGAUACGUGAGUUGGACAUUUGAGUUGGGAGUUGGAUACGUGAGUUGGACAUUUGAGUUGGGAGUUGGAUACGUGAGUUGGACAUUUGAGUUGGGAGUUGGAUACGUGAGUUGGACAUUUGAGUUGGGAGUUGGAUACGUGAGUUGGACAUUUGAGUUGGGAGUUGGAUACGUGAGUUGGACAUUUGAGUUGGGAGUUGGAUACGUGAGUUGGACAUUUGAGUUGGGAGUUGGAUACGUGAGUUGGACAUUUGAGUUGGGAGUUGGAUACGUGAGUUGGACAUUUGAGUUGGGAGUUGGAUACGUGAGUUGGACAUUUGAGUUGGGAGUUGGAUACGUGAGUUGGACAUUUGAGUUGGGAGUUGGAUACGUGAGUUGGACAUUUGAGUUGGGAGUUGGAUACGUGAGUUGGACAUUUGAGUUGGGAGUUGGAUACGUGAGUUGGACAUUUGAGUUGGGAGUUGGAUACGUGAGUUGGACAUUUGAGUUGGGAGUUGGAUACGUGAGUUGGACAUUUGAGUUGGGAGUUGGAUACGUGAGUUGGACAUUUGAGUUGGGAGUUGGAUACGUGAGUUGGACAUUUGAGUUGGGAGUUGGAUACGUGAGUUGGACAUUUGAGUUGGGAGUUGGAUACGUGAGUUGGACAUUUGAGUUGGGAGUUGGAUACGUGAGUUGGACAUUUGAGUUGGGAGUUGGAUACGUGAGUUGGACAUUUGAGUUGGGAGUUGGAUACGUGAGUUGGACAUUUGAGUUGGGAGUUGGAUACGUGAGUUGGACAUUUGAGUUGGGAGUUGGAUACGUGAGUUGGACAUUUGAGUUGGGAGUUGGAUACGUGAGUUGGACAUUUGAGUUGGGAGUUGGAUACGUGAGUUGGACAUUUGAGUUGGGAGUUGGAUACGUGAGUUGGACAUUUGAGUUGGGAGUUGGAUACGUGAGUUGGACAUUUGAGUUGGGAGUUGGAUACGUGAGUUGGACAUUUGAGUUGGGAGUUGGAUACGUGAGUUGGACAUUUGAGAUCGGAGUUGGAUACGUGAGUUGGACAUUUGAGAUCGGAGUUGGAUACGUGAGUUGGACAUUUGAGUUGGGAGUUGGAUACGUGAGUUGGACAUUUGAGUUGGGAGUUGGAUACGUGAGUUGGACAUUUGAGUUGGGAGUUGGAUACGUGAGUUGGACAUUUGAGUUGGGAGUUGGAUACGUGAGUUGGACAUUUGAGUUGGGAGUUGGAUACGUGAGUUGGACAUUUGAGAUCGGAGUUGGAUACGUGAGUUGGACAUUUGAGAUCGGAGUUGGAUACGUGAGUUGGACAUUUGAGUUGGGAGUUGGAUACGUGAGUUGGACAUUUGAGUUGGGAGUUGGAUACGUGAGUUGGACAUUUGAGUUGGGAGUUGGAUACGUGAGUUGGACAUUUGAGUUGGGAGUUGGAUACGUGAGUUGGACAUUUGAGUUGGGAGUUGGAUACGUGAGUUGGACAUUUGAGUUGGGAGUUGGAUACGUGAGUUGGACAUUUGAGUUGGGAGUUGGAUACGUGAGUUGGACAUUUGAGUUGGGAGUUGGAUACGUGAGUUGGACAUUUGAGUUGGGAGUUGGAUACGUGAGUUGGACAUUUGAGUUGGGAGUUGGAUACGUGAGUUGGACAUUUGAGUUGGGAGUUGGAUACGUGAGUUGGACAUUUGAGUUGGGAGUUGGAUACGUGAGUUGGACAUUUGAGUUGGGAGUUGGAUACGUGAGUUGGACAUUUGAGUUGGGAGUUGGAUACGUGAGUUGGACAUUUGAGUUGGGAGUUGGAUACGUGAGUUGGACAUUUGAGUUGGGAGUUGGAUACGUGAGUUGGACAUUUGAGUUGGGAGUUGGAUACGUGAGUUGGACAUUUGAGUUGGGAGUUGGAUACGUGAGUUGGACAUUUGAGUUGGGAGUUGGAUACGUGAGUUGGACAUUUGAGUUGGGAGUUGGAUACGUGAGUUGGACAUUUGAGUUGGGAGUUGGAUACGUGAGUUGGACAUUUGAGUUGGGAGUUGGAUACGUGAGUUGGACAUUUGAGUUGGGAGUUGGAUACGUGAGUUGGACAUUUGAGUUGGGAGUUGGAUACGUGAGUUGGACAUUUGAGUUGGGAGUUGGAUACGUGAGUUGGACAUUUGAGUUGGGAGUUGGAUACGUGAGUUGGACAUUUGAGUUGGGAGUUGGAUACGUGAGUUGGACAUUUGAGUUGGGAGUUGGAUACGUGAGUUGGACAUUUGAGUUGGGAGUUGGAUACGUGAGUUGGACAUUUGAGUUGGGAGUUGGAUACGUGAGUUGGACAUUUGAGUUGGGAGUUGGAUACGUGAGUUGGACAUUUGAGUUGGGAGUUGGAUAUUGCUACCGGAGACGCAGAGGUGCCGCUGGAAACGCAGGUGUGGAGGUGACAACAGGCGGCCGAACCUUCGGCACAGCCUCGGGCAUGGCUCCCCGAGCCAGGCUGGCAGUGUACAAGGCGCUGUGGAUCAUCGGGGAGUACCAAGGGAUUGGGUCCGGUUCUGACCUCAUUGCUGCUGCAGAAAAGGCGGUGGCUGAUGGAGUGGACGUGAUAUCGUGCUCGUGGGGGGGCCUUGCCAUGUACUUCCAAGACCUGCCCUACUUGCGUGGUCUAAAGCCCUGCCAUUUCUCACCCUCCCAUUCUCACCCUUUCUCACCCUCUCAUUUCGACCUCCCAAUGUCACCCUCCUCUUCUCACCCUCCCUUUCUCACCCUCCCAUUCUCACCCUCCCUUUCUCACCUACCCAUUGUCAACCUCGCUUUCACACCCUCCUCUUCUCACCCUCCCAUCCCCACCCUUCCCAUCCCCACCCUUCCCAUCCUCACCCUUCACAUCCUCACCCUUCCCAUCCUCACCCUUCCCAUCCUCACCCUUCCCAUCCUCACCCUUCCCAUCCUCACCCUUCACAUCCUCACCCUUCCCAUCCUCACCCUUCCCAUCCUCACCCUUCCCAUCCUCACCUGUCCAGAUUUCAGGCCGGAGUGGUCUCACCUUCCUCGAGUGCUUCUUCCUUUUUCCCUUCUCACCCUGCCCAUUCCCACCUUUCCCAUUCCCACCCUUCCCAAUUGCAUCCUGUCUAUCCCCAACCUCCCAUUCUCACCUUUCCAUCCUCCAGGCCGGAGUGGUCACGGCCUUUGCAGCCGGCAACGAGGGCCGCCCCAACCCCAUGAGCAUAUGGGGCACCCUCUCGAAUGCCUCUCCCUUCUACCUCACAGUGGGAGCAAGCACCAUUGGCCGAAAGUACUCGGCUGUGCUCACCUUGGGCGAUGGAACCACCUUCACACGGCGCAGUCACGGUGGCACAACUGCCACGUCAUCAGCGCUGCCCCUCAGACUCCUGCUUCCCCCCUUCCCCCCACCACUGCCCCUCCCCUCAGCACCAUCGGUCGAAAGUACACGGCUGAGUUCACCUUGGGCGAUGGAACCACCUUCACAGGAUACAGCCUCGGCGGCACCACUGCCACGGCGUCACCUCUGCCGCUCAUGCUCGCCGGGUCUGCUGCGUCCCCUCCCGAAGCCACGGGCGCGGCUUCCACCUGUGACCCGGAAUACGUGGAUGCAACGAAAGUCGCCGGCAAGUUUCUUGUCUGCAUUGUGACGGAGUGGGUGCACAGGGAGUGGAGCUAUGACGCGGUGCUCAUGUGGGCAGACACGCUGGGAGCGGCUGCCAUACUCGUUAUAAGCGAGGCAGCGGAGUACGACGCGGUUCCUAUCUUCUCCUACUCGAAGACUCCUAGCAUCGUGUUGAACCCCACAGCCACGCUGUCCGCUUUCACCGUCUCCCACUCCUCCAACGCCCCUCAGCUCGCUUACUUCUCCUCAACCGGUCCCCCACGUAGCCCGCUCUACCCUCCUGCGCUACUCAUGCGCGACUUCCCCACUAAUGACAUCCUUAAACCGGACGUCAUUGGGCCUGGUUACCAGCUAUGGGCCGCGGCUCCGGGUAAGUCGCUCGAGACUGCUGCGACCGACCCGCCCGAGUUUAACUACUACUCCGGGACGUCAAUGUCGACGCCGCAUUUGGCGGGGAUCAUGGCGCUGAUCGUGCAGAACAAGCCGAGCUGGUCCCCCUCGCAGGGCUCACGUUUCAUGCGGCGCACAAGCACUUCGUGA
This is a messenger RNA of Closterium sp. Naga37s-1, 9315 nucleotides long. NCBI's taxonomy places the organism in Eukaryota, Viridiplantae, Streptophyta, Zygnematophyceae, Desmidiales, Closteriaceae. The record is from the annotation of a GenBank genome assembly.